AUGUUUCUUGGAGAAUUUUAUUUUUUAUUAAUACUUUAUUAUGUAAUAUUUAAUAGAGCUCUACAGAUUAAUAAAUAUAAGCAUCUUUUUUUAAAUAGUUUGAAUUUUAAAAAUAAUUUUGGAGAAAAUAAAAUAUAUCUUAAAAAAAAGAAUUUUGUAAUAAAUAAUAUAACAAAGAAAUUAAAACGAAUAACAAGUCAUGAAUUAUAUUGUUAUGAAUAUAGAGAAAAAAACGCAGAUUAUGAAUAUGAUGAGCAAUCUGAAAAUGCAUAUAUCAAUGAUAUCGAAGAAGAUUAUGACAACGAAUAUGAAGAACCGUAUAGUGAUGAAAAUAAGAAAAAAAGAAAAAUAGAAUAUAGAAAAAUAUUUAAUGUUGAUGAAAAUGAUGAAUAUAGUAUUUUAUCUCCAAAAUAUAAUUUGAACAUUUAUAAUAUAUUAGAAAAAAAGUAUGAUAAGAAAGAAGAUGAAAAUAGAGUUAUUUUAACGAUAAAUAAUUUAAGCUAUGAAAUAAAUAACAAAAAACUUAUAAAUAAUUUAAAUUUUCAAUUGAACAAAUCGGAAUGUGUAAGUUUGAUAGGUAAUAAUGGAUGCGGAAAAACUUCUUUAUUGAAUUUAAUAUUUGAAAAUGCUGAUAAAAAUUCUGAAAGUAUAAUUAUAAAUAACAAAAUGAAUAAAAAUUUAUUAAAUUUUAAUAUAAAUGAAGAAAAAUUAUUUUCUCUAAUUAAUAAAAAUAACUUUGAGAUACUAUAUAAAAUAUUGUCAUAUAUGAAAAAUAACUCAUUAGAAUUAAGUAACAUGCCAUCUUUAAUAAAAAAUAAAAAUAUAUCAUAUUUUCAAAAUAAAAAUAAUAAUAAAAUAAAUAAUAAUGAAUUAUUUUUUAAAAAUGAUGUUUUUUAUUUUAAGCAAAAUAUUCAUUUAUUAGAAAAAAAUAAUCUAACCGUUUUUGAAAAAGUUUUGAAUUUUUAUGAAAGUACAUUAGAAAAGUAUGAAGUUUUAAAUUAUAUAGAAGAAAACAUUAGUAAGUAUCAAAAAUAUGAAAUAGUGAACAAACUUAGUAUAAAAGAUAAUCAAUUACAUAAUCAAACAGCUGAAGAUAAAUCUAAAAGUUUAAAAAAUAACAAUAAUAUAAAUUCUAAUAAAAUAAAAUUAAAUAGAGUUAUUGAUACUGUAAGUAAUAGUAAUAAAAAUAUUAAUGACAAUAUUGGCAGUCAUAAUAAUGAGGAAUAUUUAAAUGAUAUUAAUGAUAAAUUGAAGCUUUCUACAGAUAAUUUUAAUGAAAAUUUUGUUAAAUCUAAGUAUUUUGAAAUUAUUUUAAAAUUAUAUAUGCAUGAAAAAGAAUAUAUUUUUAAGGAAAUAAAUGAUAUCAAAAUGAACUUUAAUAAAUACGUAAAUAUAUUAAAUUUGAAAAAUUUUCUCGAUGUAAAAUUGUGCCAUUUGAGUAAUGGUUAUAUUAUUCGGGUAUACUUGUUAUUGUUACUAUUAAGUAAAUCUAAAUUAUUAUUAAUAGAUGAAAUAAAUAAUAAUUUAGAUAUAUUCAAUAUAUUUUUUAUAAUGAAUAUCUUUAAGUAUUUAUUAAGAUUUAAAAAGAUUGGAAUUAUAUUAGCAAGUCAUGAUUUUUUUUUAGUAAGCAAACUAUGUAACCGAAUAUUAGACUUCAACAAAAUUGAUGGUUACGAUAUUGAUUUUAAUAACAUUGCAUUAUUAAAAAAAAUUAAUAAAAAUAAUUCUAAAGAUAUAAAUGAAUCAAAAAAUAAUGAAAACAGUUGUAAUUUAACAUAUUUUCAAGGAAGUUACACUGAAUAUUUAAAUAACAUGAAAAUUUUGUUUGAUAACAGAAGAAAAAAAAAAGAAGAACUUAAAAAAAUAUUAGAUCAGCUAAACUCCACUAUAUCUAAAAGUAAAAAAAAAAAUAAAAAAGAAUUUAUGCAACAAUUUAUAAAAAAGAAAGAGGAAGAAUUAAAAUUAUACCAAAAUAUUUAUUCGAUUUGUUUUGAUAGUGAAUUAAAUUAUCAAUAUAUGUAUUAUAAUUUAAUUUAUAGUAGUAAAAACAAAAAUAAUUCUAAAAAUUAUGGGAAACAAUUGAAUAAAAAUUUAGCUAAUAAGGAAAAUAUGAAUGUGAAUAAUGAAAAAAAAAACUUUAAGCAGAACACUGAUUUAAAUGAAAGAGAAAAUGAAAUAAGUGUCGAUAAUACAUAUGAAAAUAUAAAAAAAAAAAAUUAUGAUGAACACACAAAUAUAGAAAAUAUUUCUGAUAAUAGGAAAAGCGGAAAUUCUCAAAACUUAAUUGAUUAUGGUGUUAAUGUAAAAACAGAUGAAAAUCAAUCAAUAUAUAAAGAAGAAAAUGAAGAUGAAGAAGAUAUAAAAAAAUUUAUUUAUAAUAAACUUAAUGAUGUAGAAAGUGAUAUGAAUAAAAAUAUUUUGAUAGAUAUGAGUAAAAAAAUUAAAAACAAUGAAUUAAUACAAACUGGUGAAACGUAUUCAAGAAGUAAUGCAACUUUAUAUGAAUUUGAUAAUUUCUCCUUUUAUUUCUUAAAUAAAAAGAAUAAAAAAAAAUAUAUAUUUAAAGAUAUAAAUGUAAAUAUUAAUAGUGGUGAAAAUGUUUUAAUACUAGGAAAAAAUGGAAUAGGAAAAUCAACUUUUUUUAAAAUAAUAACUAAUAAAUAUAAUUUAGUAUUAAAAGAAAAAGAAGAAAAAAAGAAAAGUAUUUACGCUUAUGGAGAUAAUGAUAAUGAAGAAAAUAAUGAUAAUAUAGAACAAAAGAAAAACAAAAAGUUUGAUUAUGAAGGAACAAUUAAUUGUAAUUUUAACAAUGUAUUAUUAACAUAUUUUGAACAGAAUAUGAUAAAAAGUUUAAAUUUAGAAAUUAAUGAUCACUUUAAAAAUUUAAUAGAAAAUGUUAGUUAUUACCCUAUUAAUUUUCAUGAUAAUUUUGAAACUAAUUCAUUCGAUGAAAAUUUUUUUUAUGUUUUAAAUAAGACAAAAUUAUUCUGCAAUGAUAAAAUUGAUAAUAUUGAAGAUAAAAUUAAAGCGUUGUUAAAAAUAUUUUAUAUUGAUAGUUCAACUUCCAUUAAAGAAAAGAGUGGAGGAGAAAAAGUUAGAAUAUUAUUUCUUUCUUUAUUUUUAAAAAAAUCAAAUUUAUUGUUAUUAGAUGAAAUAAACAAUAAUCUAGAUAUUUAUUUGAAAAAUCUCUUGUUAAAUUUUUUAAAUUUUAUAUAUGAAGGAAAUUACAUAUUAACUACUCAUGAUUUUUAUAUUAUAAAAAAUUUGAAUAAUAUUCACAAAAUAAUUUAUAUUUUUGAUUAUAAGAAUGUAUUCACUUUUUAUAAUGUUAAAGAUUUCAUUGAAAAUUUUUACAAUUUUAUUUUAAAUUCAUUCAAUGUGUUUAAAAAAGAUGAGGAAUUACAUAAAAAUUUAAAUACCAAACAAAUAUAUAAUAAAAACUCAAAAGAUUCACAUUUUUACCAACAGACAAGCACCUUAGAUAACUAUUUUAAUAAUAACAAUGAAAUUAAUACACUUAGAAUAAAUAAAAACAAAUAUGAAAAUAGUACUAAAAAGGAAGAAGAAUCAAAUACAAAAAAUUAUGAAAAACAUAUUUUUGAUAAUUAUGAUUAUAAAAUAUUAGAAUUCUUAAAAUGUUACUUAUUAAAAGAUAAAAAUGAAAGAAAAAAUUAUGAACAAAUAAAUGUUCAAGAGAUUAAUGAAAAAAAAAAUACUAACAAAAAAAAUUUUGGCGGUAAAGGAUCCUCAGGAAAGAUAAAAAUAAAGAAUUGGAAAAGAUGGAAGAAGUAA
Molecule: messenger RNA, 3792 nt
Organism: Plasmodium gallinaceum
Lineage: Eukaryota; Apicomplexa; Aconoidasida; Haemosporida; Plasmodiidae
Gene: ABCF1
Product: ABC transporter F family member 1, putative
Exons: 1
Coding region: 1-3792 (1263 amino acids)
Cellular component (GO): ATP-binding cassette (ABC) transporter complex
Molecular function (GO): ATP hydrolysis activity; ATP binding; ATPase-coupled transmembrane transporter activity
Source: RefSeq, a predicted model, not a curated record